Messenger RNA from Brachypodium distachyon (stiff brome), 350 nucleotides. RefSeq names its product 4-coumarate--CoA ligase-like 7. The coding region runs from base 30 to 350 and encodes 106 amino acids. NCBI's taxonomy places the organism in Eukaryota, Viridiplantae, Streptophyta, Magnoliopsida, Poales, Poaceae. The record is from RefSeq and is a predicted model, not a curated record. The transcript has a single exon.
ACGCUGCUGGGCCCCCCGAUGUCCACUCGAUGGGGUUCUUCUUCACGCUCAACGGGAUCGCGAUGGGGCAGACGACGGUGGUGAUGACGGAGUCCGCGGUGCGGGCCGGGCUGAGGGGCGUGCUGGACGUGGCGGAGCGGUCGGGGAUCACGGAGAUCAUGGCGGCGGCGCCCGUGGUCGUGGGUAUGGCGAGGGAGAUGAGGCAGCACUGGAGGCUGCCGCCGGCGCUGGAGCACGCGAUCUGCGGCGGCGCACAGCUUCCAGACUCCGCGGCGAAGCAGUUCCGGCGUCGCUUCCUGCACGUGGAUCUGUGCAUGGUGAGUACUAGUAGUACUGUCUCCAGUCUCUAG